AUGGUAAAGUGGGUUUGUCAGGAGACUCGCCGCGCACGGACCAUCAUCUCGAUAACGCUCUUCUCAUGCUCGCUUAUCAUUCUCGCGAUAUUCUCGCUUAUUUACCGCCAACACAAUUAUGAAAACUCAUCAACGCGUCUUCAACGCUACACUAGACAUACGAGGAAUGUGGAAUACGAGUUUGAUGAUUGCAGACCACGAAUUCCAGCAGGCGCCACUUCGAACAGCUCCCAGUUUCCUGAAGACUUUAUGUCGUUGUCAACUCGACGUCAUGGCGGUGUCAUUGUUCACAUUCUGCUGCUCAUCUACAUGUUCGUCGCGCUCGCCGUCGUCUGCGACGAAUUCUUCGUGCCAUCGCUAUCAGUCAUCACGGAAGUGCUUUCAAUAUCCGAUGACGUCGCCGGUGCGACCUUCAUGGCCGCCGGCGGAUCGGCGCCAGAGUUCUUCACAUCCCUAUUCGGAGUGUUCAUCGCGCAGGAUAAUGUCGGUGUCGGCACCAUUGUUGGUUCGGCGACAUUCAACAUUCUAUGUGUGCUCGCCUUCUGCACACUCUUCUCCCGCCAGGUGCUCCAUUUGACGUGGUGGCCAUUGUUCCGCGACAUGUCCUUCUACACCGUCUCCCUAUUCCUGUUGCUCAUUUUCUUCAAAGAUGAGGUUAUCGAGUGGUAUGAGGCGUUCGUCAUGUUCCUCAUGUACAUUGCGUACGGGGUGUUUAUGAAGUACAACAGCGCGCUCGAAAUCAAAGUCAAAAUGUUUUUAUUGCGAAAUUUCUCCAUAGGAAAUCAGCAAAUUCAGACGACAAUCACCAUAAAUGAAAGAAUCGAUGGUACUCCGAAUAUUCCAGAAAGCGCUGAUGGAUACGAGCCUCGUCGAAGCUUCCCAAUGCUUCAUGGAGGUCAGGAGGUUCGGAAGAGCAUAGCGCAGUUAGUGAUGGGAGAUGAAGACGAAUCUGCAACUUCAAUUCCAACGUCAGCAUCAUCAUCUCGUACAUCAGCGCGGAGUGAGAACCAUAAUACAAAACUUGCUCCGUCUGUAAACGUGAUAAUGGUGAAGCCGGCGAAACAAGAAAAUGAUGAUGAAUUUGUGAAGCAAAAUAAUAUAACGACCACAGCAUCGAUAUUGAAUAUUGGCGGCUCGCAGAAUGGCGAGAAAAAUAAGGACAAUGUGACACCUGUGGAAGUCAAUCCAGCAGUGAGCAAUGGAUUGAGCUCAACCGGCAAUAAAAUCAGCCCAGUGCCGCCAAUAAUGCUCGAUAAUCUGUCGAUUGCAUCAUCCUCUGCUGAGCAGCCUCUCGAUCUCUCGUGGCCGGAAUCGGGUCUGAAGAAAGUCAUUUUUGUGCUACUGGUUCCCAUCACAUUCCCAUUAGCUUAUACUCUUCCAGAUGUUCGCAAACAAAGUCGUCGAAAAUACUUUGCGAUCACGUUUUGCGGCGCGAUCCUAUGGAUCGCUGCUUAUUCAUAUUUGAUGGUGUGGUGGGCGAACACAAUUGGUGAAACUUUUGGCAUUCCGACCGAGAUAAUGGGACUGACAAUUCUGGCGGCUGGCACCAGUAUUCCGGACCUGAUCACGUCGGUGAUCGUUGCUCGUAAAGGUCUCGGGGACAUGGCGGUCUCCUCGUCGAUAGGCUCAAAUUUGUUCGAUGUUUGCGUUGGUUUGCCGGUCCCAUGGCUCAUUCAUUUCGUCAUCGCAUAUUUCAAAAAUUCGCAUUCAAAUAGUAUAUCAGUGACGUCAAAUGGAUUGGCGUGCUCGCUGGGAUUGCUGUUCGCGAUGCUAUUGGUACUACUCGCAUGUGUGGCGAUCUCGAAAUGGAAAAUGGAUAAAUUCUUUGGACUCCUUAUGAUUUUCUCGUAUGCCGCAUUCUGUAUGCUUUGCAUUUUGCUAGAAACCGGACAUCUGAAAUGUCCGUUGAGAAAUAGUUGCUAA
Molecule: messenger RNA, 1923 nt
Organism: Caenorhabditis bovis
Lineage: Eukaryota; Metazoa; Nematoda; Chromadorea; Rhabditida; Rhabditidae
Source: the annotation of a GenBank genome assembly